Uranotaenia lowii is the source of this 1788-nucleotide messenger RNA. RefSeq names its product spliceosome-associated protein CWC27 homolog. Lineage: Eukaryota; Metazoa; Arthropoda; Insecta; Diptera; Culicidae. The record is from RefSeq and is a predicted model, not a curated record. The coding region runs from base 249 to 1709 and encodes 486 amino acids. Gene Ontology annotation, molecular function: peptidyl-prolyl cis-trans isomerase activity. Gene Ontology annotation, cellular component: catalytic step 2 spliceosome. Gene Ontology annotation, biological process: protein peptidyl-prolyl isomerization; protein folding. The transcript is spliced from 3 exons.
AGUAGAAACAUAACUCCAUUUUCGGCACAAAUGCCAAAACGAUUGGUUGUGCCACAAAUAAAACUAAAAAAAAAAAUGUUAAUUCCAUUCGUUAUGAUACUCCAGAAACAGUGUAUUUCGGUGGGUUGAAGUCAAUUUCGAAACAAAUUCCUGCAUUUGAGUUUGUGCUGAAAAAGCGAAUUUUUUACCAAAAACAUUCUAAAAUUCAGCAUCAGUUCCCCCGUUAAAAGUCAUCAUCACAAUUCCAAAUGAGUAACAUUUACAUCCAGGAACCGUCCUCUUCCGGGAAGGUUCUUCUAAAAACAACCGUUGGCGAUAUUGAUAUCGAGCUGUGGGCCCGAGAAUGUCCGUUGGCUUGUCGAAACUUCGUGCAACUAUGCAUGGAAGGGUACUACAAUGGAACGUUGUUCCAUCGGGUGGUGAAAGGUUUCAUUGUACAGGGUGGAGAUCCGGCCGGAGAUGGCACCGGAGGCGAAUCAAUCUAUGGACAUCCGUUCCGGGAUGAGUUUCACUCCCGGCUGCGAUUCGUGCGGCGAGGCUUGGUCGCGAUGGCUAACUCAGGGAAGAAUGAUAAUGGAUCCCAGUUUUUCUUUACCCUCGGGGCCACUCCGGAAUUGCAGAAUUUGCAUACCAUUUUUGGGAAGGUUACCGGUGAUACGGUUUACAAUAUGCUAAAACUUGAAGAAGGGGAAGUGUACGAGAAUGAGAAACCCCACUUUCCGCACAAGAUUCUGAAGACGGAGGUUUUGAACAAUCCGUUUCCGGAUAUUGUUCCUAGGGUGCUGGAGAAGAAAAAAUCGGAAGGGAAAGAGAAGAAAAAAGAGAAGGGGGUAAAGAAUUUUGGCCUGUUGUCAUUCGGCGAUGAGGCAGAGGAAGAAGAGCACGAGACUAAUCGAUUUGUACAGAAAAACAUUGUUGGUAAAGGUAAAAGCUCUCACGAUGUGCUCGACGAUCCUGGGCUGAGCAAGCAGGCGAUUGAAGUUAAAGGAGAUACGAAGAAGGGGGGAAGCAAACAGGAUUCAGAUUCUGAGGCAAGUUCCGAUGACGAUGAACAGUCUCGUGCCCGGAACAAAGCCUUGGUGGAUGAGCAAAGAAUGAAAAUCCGGGAUAAACUCAAAAAAGGGAAACAGGAAACAAAAGCUCCUCCUCCAGCGCAAGCGUCAUCGUCCUCCGAUUCUGACUCAGAUUACGGACUGGGAAGUGAGCGCAAAAAGGCAAAGAAAGAACAGGCUGAGAAGAUUCGGGAAGAAAUCAAUAAGCUAAAGAAAGAUUACCAAUCCGACCGAAGGAAAGUUAACGACGAUCGUAAGGCAGAAUCUGAUGCUAAAAUUGCGAAAGAAAGUCGUAGCGAAGUGAUGAAAGAAUUUUUCUCGGUUCAAGAACAGUACUCUGAGAAGGCUAAACAGCUUCCGAAAAAGGGAAGCUCUCGGGAAAGUUUCACACUGCAACUACUGGCGAAGUUCAAGAACAAGCUUCAAAAUGUUCAGGAACAGGCCGGGGAUGACGAGGAUGAGGGAGACGAAGAAGAAGACAUUCGAGGGGACAAUUGGCUUUCACAUAAGCUGCAGUUCGAAAAGACGGAUCCAGUGCUAGCCAAAGAUGCUGUCACCAAGAACGACGAUUGGUACGACGUGUAUGAUCCCCGGAAUCCGUUGAAUAAACGGAAACGUGGAGAACAGUCGAACAAGGCCGGGAAGUCGAAAAAUUAAUACUCACGUAAGUUAAUUUUUAAGUUUCUUUACUCUGUGUAUAAUUUAUAUUAAAUUAACUAGGUGAUUACUAUUAUAA